This is a messenger RNA of Staurois parvus, 640 nucleotides long. Lineage: Eukaryota; Metazoa; Chordata; Amphibia; Anura; Ranidae. The record is from the annotation of a GenBank genome assembly.
UUAAUUACAGAUGCCCCCUGCUGUUCCAAUGCAGAAAUUAUACCUGCACAAGAAUGCAAUGAACAACCACCUACAGAAAAUACCCCAGUCAGUGUGCCUCAACGCAAGAGGUCACACAGCGAUCCUGUCAUUCAUGAUGUUCCUUCUAAAGCAACUCCAAGCUGUGAAGCUGCUACACAAACAGAACUAAGACCACCAAUGGCAGCUGCCACAUUAAGACGGGCUUUAAGAGCAAAAGCUAUUCGAUCACGGCCAAGAUCUCUAGUGGAUUACAAAUCUUACAUUGACACUAAACUUUUGGUGGCCAGGUUCCUAGAGGAGCCAUCUGGUCAUAUGUCUGCUGAUAUUCGGGACCUAGUAGAAAGCAUCAAAACUGUACUGAAGUCUGAUGAAGAACACAUGGAUGAAGCCAUUUUAAGUGCCAACAUCCUUGAUCAGGUGAUGUCACCAAACCAGGGAUCCAUAACAAGAACUCGCAACGUCCCAAGCAGACGGUAUCCAGGAAUACUUCACUUGAAUAGCUGCGGGGACAUAAGCACUUUUAGUACUGUACAGAGGCAGAGGGAUGAUGAGAACAAGGAGCCAGAGGACUGCUAGACCUCACAGUCUCAUUGGAGUUGUUCGGGAAACCAUUUUAUGA